AUGAAAUAUAAAAGAAAUGUUUUUUUUUCUAAAUCUUUAAAAUUUGGACACAUUUCCAUAUUUAUAAUUGGAAUAAUAUAUGGUGUAUUAAAUAAAUUAUUUAUAAGUGAUGUAAAUUCCUGUUAUUCAUUUAGUAAUAGUAUAUUAUAUGAAAGACAAUUAAGCGAAAAAGACAAUUUAUUAUAUUCAGCUGAACAAAAUGUGGAACCUGCAGUUAUGGGACAAUUUUUUUCAUUAUCAAAUGAGAAAUCAUUUUCUAUUUCAGAUGAUAUAUAUAUAGAAGAACAGUCAAUUGUGAAUUUUAUUGAUAAUAUAAUUGAAGAUUUAGAACAAUAUAAGUUAUGGAAUAAUUACAUGGUAAUUCCGCAUAUGAAACAGUAUCCACCCGUUUUCAAUAAUGAAAAGGAUAUUGAAUUAAAUAAUAAAGUUGAUAAUUUAGAAAUAAAUAGAGAAGAUGUUAUAAAUGAAUCAGAAAAAUUGUGGUUAGAAAUAAUGAAAAAUGAAAAAAUAAAAUUUGCUUCAUUAAAGUGUAAACUAUUUAAUCAAUAUAAUAAAUUUAAAAAUAAACAUAAUAUACCAAAGAAACAGUAUGAACAAGUAUGUAAUCAAUGCAAAAAACUUAUUGAAAUUGCUGAGAAAUAUCUUGAAUUGAAAUUAAAUAAUAUAUUUUAUGAAUGGCAUAAUCAGAAGGUUUUCUGUAUUGAAGAUUUUAGAAGAAAAAUUGAGAGAUCUCGAAUAGCUUGGAAAGCUUUAUCUAACAAAAUUCAAUAUUUAUGCAAUAAAAUUAUAAUUAAUUGUUUAGAUAAAAAUAAAUACAUGAAUGAAAUGAAAAUAAUGAAAGAAUGGAAAGCAAAAAAAAAUGCUGUAAAAAUUGUAGAAGAGCAAGACAAUAAAAAGAAACAAGAAGAAAAUUCUUCUAUGGUGGAAGGAUUAUAUUCUGCUGAUGAAAAAUAUGAUGCGCUUAUUACAGAUGAUGAUUUGAUAUUUGAAAUGUUUGAUGAAAAUAAAGAAGACGAUAUAACAGAAGAGUUUGUAAAUAAUGAAUUAGAUGAAGAUGAUACUAUAAUGGAAGAAUCUGAAGAAGAAGAAGAUGAAGCAGUUUCCGUAAGUGUUCCUGAGGUAUAUGAUGAUGAAGCUACACCAAAUGAAAAUGUAGAAUCAGAAGAAAGGUAUUAUUUGGAUAAGGAAGCAAAUAGAUUAUUAUUUAAAAAUGACAUAUAUAACGUUUGGUCAUCUGAUGUAUCAAAUAUGUAUGUAGAUACAACUUACUAUGACAUAUUAAACGUACAUCCUUCUUGUGGAUUAAGUGAAAUUAAGAGUAAUUAUUAUAACUUAGCUUUAAAAUAUAAUCCAGAAAACAAUUUAGGUAAUGAUGAAGCAUUAAUAAAAUUUAGGGAUAUAAAUGAAGCUUAUCAAAUAUUAUCUUUUGAACAAAGAAGGAUGAAUUAUAAUAAAUAUGGAUUGAAUGCUACAAAAGAUAUGUUAUUAAUAGAUCCAUCUAUAUUUUAUGUGAAAAUGUUAAGUAUAGAAAAGUUUUCUGAUUAUAUUGGAACUACACAGAUAGAAUCAUUUCUAAAAAUAUUAUCUGAAAAGAAUAUAGCUUUGCAUGAAUUGGAUCAAAGAUUUGAAGACAUUAUGAAUUUGAUGUAUGAGAAACAAGAAGUACGAGAAGUUAAAUUAGCCUUAUAUUUAAGAAAUAAAUUACAGCCUUAUAUAGAUGGGGAUGAUCAAUGGAAAAAACAUAUGGAAGAAGAAGUGAAAGAAUUAAAUAAAUCAAUAUUUGGUACUUUUUUUUUAAAAUCCAUAGGAUGGAUAUAUACAAAUCUCACUCAAUGUUAUAGGGAAAAGAAUGGACAUUUAUUUGGCGUAAAUGUAAAAAUGGCUAGCAUGAAAUUCAAAAACAGGAAUGAAAAAAAUCAUCUAAAAGUAUCAAAAUCUAUGAGAAAUUUGUUGUCUAUAAUUAAAGACUAUAUACCUCGUAAUGAAAACUUGGCUGGUGUUAUUAAAAAGAUAGAAUAUUUGAAUAGUGAAAAUGAUAUUGAAAAUAAUGUAAGCAACGUUAAUGAAGGGUUGACUAGUAAUGAUAAUUCAAGUAAUGAUGAAAAUGAAUGUGAAAAUGAAAAUAGUAAUGGAAAACCUAAAGGUAAUAAGCUACUAAACGAUAAGGAAAAGAGAAAUCUUUUAUAUUUUAUGAUAAAGAAUAUGAAAAAUAUAGUUCAGGGUGAUAUUGAACUAACGAUUAGGAAUGCUGCUGAAAAAGUUUUAUUUGAUGAAGAUGUAGACAAGGAAACACAAUUAAAAAGAGUUGAGGCUUUGGAAAUUUUAGGAAAUAUAAUGAAAACGUAUUCAAACGAAAAUAAAAAUUGGAAAAAGGAUCAGGAAGCUGAUAUUGAAAAUAUUAUUGAAAAAGUAAUUAAUGUGUCAAAAAUGGUUAAUAAUGAAUGA
Molecule: messenger RNA, 2445 nt
Organism: Plasmodium adleri (nom. inval.)
Lineage: Eukaryota; Apicomplexa; Aconoidasida; Haemosporida; Plasmodiidae
Product: DnaJ protein, putative
Exons: 2
Coding region: 1-2445 (814 amino acids)
Source: RefSeq, a predicted model, not a curated record